Molecule: messenger RNA, 3649 nt
Organism: Poecilia reticulata (guppy)
Lineage: Eukaryota; Metazoa; Chordata; Actinopteri; Cyprinodontiformes; Poeciliidae
Biological process (GO): positive regulation of transcription by RNA polymerase II
Cellular component (GO): nucleus
Molecular function (GO): transcription factor binding; RNA binding
Source: RefSeq, a predicted model, not a curated record
GACAGCUGACCCAGAGUCAGACUCCGACACGCCGCCUCGCUCUUCACAAUGAACGCUGUGGUUACAACCUGAUCUGAGAUCAGCUCUGGCUGCUCGCUUCCCGCCAGUGGGGACCACGUGUCUCUCCGUCCGGCCUGCCAGCGGACCAUGUGGCGGAGCAACAUGGCGGCGCGGAAGAGGGGCGAAGAGAGCGAUUUAACUACCGGCAACAGCGAAUUUCCGUCCCGCAACACCCUUAAUGAGCUGGUCCUGAGCAGAAAUCAAGAUGUGGACCACUCCAUUUUGGCCAUCUUUGAAGACUCAGCUGUUUCACCAGAGAGUCAUAACGAUGCAGAGGAAGCAAAUGAGAGCCUGCUGUGCGCCCUGACUGAGAUGCUGGACCGAGUGGGGCAGGACGAUGACGACGAUGGGAUCUUCUCACCCUUUGACGUCCUGCCAAACACUGAGCUGCUGCACCGAGCGGAGCAGCGCACAGACGAGCCGUGCCUUCAGGAACCCUCGCCUUCUUUCAGACUUCGACCGAGACCCAAGCCACCAAACGAAACCUCGAGAACCCGUUCAAACAGAGAGCAGAAAGUAGAGAGGAAUGGUCGCUCCCAGAUGUUAAAGAAACAAAACCAGAAGUUGUUCUCUUCCAAAAACAGGAGGGCGAAGGCGGAAGUGGAGGUUUUCACCUCAACGUCCCUCGUCAGUUUGGUGAAACUCAUGCACCCCUAUUGCUUGAAGCUGCAUGUGGAGAAGGAGGACGAUCUGAGGAAAAACAAGUCCCUGUUCUCUCAGGAAGAGGUGUUGCGGUACGAACGGCCCUCCGAAGACAGCAACGAAGAGAUAAACGUCGUGUCUGAAGAUGAGGCACCUUCAAAACAGACAGAGGAGGAGGAAGAGGGUGGAAGUAGAGGGGAUGGCCCACUCCUGAAGAGUGUACUGCUAAAUGGAAAGACCUCCAGAGAGAAGAAGAGGGUGAGCUUUGGUCCUGUUCACGUGGCGUCGUUUGAUGAAUCAGAGGAAGAAGAAAUUGAGGAGAAAAGCAGGGAAACACUCGAACAGCCAUCAGGUUCAGCACUUCAACCUUCAAACCAGCCCCCAGACGGAAACAACGGAGAACAAGAGAAGAAGAAAGGCGAGACAAGAAGCAAAUCACUGAGCCUGCAAGAGUACAGGCAGCUCCGGCUGAAUACACGACCCCCGGUGGAGGAACAUAGGGACUACACCAUCGGGUGGCCCUCUGUGUCUGAGCUGCCCAAAGAGCUGCCCCCCAUCCUGCCCCAGCGUAGACCAAACACAGCAGCAGAGUUCAGCACUUUCACCCAACAUGUUAAGUUAAAGGAGGCUAAACUUCACAACCAUCUACAUCACAGGAGGCUAAAGAGCUCAAAACCUGAACCCAGAACCUCCCCUGCCAGCCCACCGUCUGACCACUCAGCCACACCCAGCGGCAGGAAACCAGACAGCAGGAGAAGUCCAGCGAAGAAGCCAAAACUCAUCAGUAGCGACCCUCCAAACCCGGUCCUCGUUAGACUGCACAGCAACAAGCAUCCACAGCAGAUCCAAAAUGAAUCCCCAGCACUUUAUGAGAGAUCUUCAGAACCAAAGCUCAGUACCUCCCUUCCCAACGAGGACAGUAAAGCCAUGGACACCCCGCUGCUUCAGGAAGCAUACGCCAAGCUGACCGACAUGCCGCCACGUGUUGACUCUGAAUCUCCUCAGGAUCUGAGCCGAGCAGAGCAGCCGUCGAGUCCAGACGUUGGGUAUACCGCCAUCGCACCACGCCUCCAUCAUCCUCCCACAGAGGGUCACAUGAUGCCACAGGAGGAGUUUACAGACACUAUGGAACCAGAACCGCCUCAGAACGACUGCAGAGAGAACAGUGCCGCUGAUCAAUCAGGUAUUGAAGCUGCUGACUUGACCAGCCUGCUGGAGCAGUUUGAGGAAACACAAGCUAUAGACGACGGCAUUUGUAGCAACGGGCCCAAACCAGUUCCUGCUCCUUCGUCCUCGUCCAUCAAAGCAAAGUGUCAGGUGGGCCUGGACAGACCUGAGCCAGCAGGACCAGAGCUGACCUCUGCAUCACCACUGAAGCCCCCUGUGGGGCCACUGGGACCUCCGAGCCCUGGAGACGGUCUGAAAGACGUCCGAUCGUUGGACGUCCCCGAGCCUCUGCACACCGAGGUCGUCCUGAGCACCCAGAGGAACCCGCCCACUAGAUGCAGAAGUCUGUCUCUGAAGCUCGUUCAGAUCAUCGAACCGCGCCCGCUUCCAACCAGGAAGGUUCGGACGAGCCAAUCGGAGCCGCCCGCCGUUCACAGUUCGGCUCAGAUCUACGCAUACUUGUGCUGCGAUCAUGAUUACUGCGGUUCUGCUGAGCGUUGUCCUCCACAAGCCCAGCAGCCGGCUGAAGCUGCCACAGAACCGGAGCGGACGGCGGAUCACGUUUCAGAGAACCCUCGAUCGAAUCAAACCAGGACGGGUUCAGAGACGGACAAGAGUACAGACGAAGCUCUGCGGUUUUCACCCAGAAAGGAAGCAGACAGGGGUGGCCGAGACGACAGCAGGGUGACGCUGUGCGGCCUCCCUACGCCUCCACCCACUCCUCCUGGGAGAGGACGGAGCAGGAGGAGGUAUCGGGUAAGAUCUCCUCGCUCGGACUCCGGCUCCAGCUCCUCGUUCUGCUCCUGCUCACCAAAACGACCCAGGAUCCGGCGCUGGCGCUCAGAGAGCAGCUCCUGCUCGUCCUCCCCUUCCUACUGCGCCUCGCCUCCUCGGCGUCACCGCGCAGCCCUAUCAAGGUCCAGAUCCAGGUCCUGGUCCCGGUCCAGAUCCCGAUCGUCUUCUCCUCAAAUAUACCACAGGCGCUGGAGGGAUGUGUCUGCCAGCAGGGAGUCCAGGCGGCGCAGCAGAGAGCGGGAGAUGAGGAUUCAGAAACUUAAAGCCAUAGACGAACGCAGGGUGGUGUACGUCGGCCGGAUCCGCAGAACGAUGACGCAUGACGAGCUGAGGGAGCGCUUCUCUCAGUUCGGAGAGGUCGAGUGCGUGUCGCUUCACUUCAGAGACGGCAGCGACCACUACGGCUUCGUGACAUUCUACAACACAGAGAAUGCAUUCGCAGCCAUCGAUAACGGCGGGAAGCUGAGACAACCCGAUGAGCUGCCCUUUGACCUCUGCUUCGGUGGUCGGAGGCAGUUUUGUAAUUCUGACUACGCUGAUCUGGACGCUAACAGAGAGGCAGAGCCGCUGCCCCCCAGGAGUCGAUUUGAAGACCUGGACUUUGACUCGCUGCUGAAACAGGCCCAGAGAGGACUGAAGAGGUAGCAGAGCCGAGUGCAGCACCAGGACGAAGAUCACCCAGAGACUUUCUGGACCCCAGAGCAUCAAUCUCACAAUAAUGUAGCAAAGUCUUUUUUUGUUUGUUUGUUUUAUUACUUUUAUUUUGGGUGUUUUCAGGUUUGAAAGAAUAAGCUGAACACGUUUGCAUUUAUUGAUUUGUAUAUGACAGUACAGCACUGAUUGUACAGUUUUUCAGGUGGAAUGUUGAACAGCAUCAUUAUGUAGCGCUCUGACAGUGAAUAUGUUUUAUUGCAUGUUUGUUACAUUCCAACACAGUUACAUGUUUAAAGUUUUCUAUAUCAAAAUAAAGAUGCUUUAUUGUUUC